UUUUUUCAAAAUCAUAAACUCGAAAACAAAAAUUAGGAAAAGCACAAGCAACCGUUAUAAGACUACUUCACGGCGGUUUUCACUAUACACACACACACACACACUCUCUUCAACUCCGUUCAAAUUUCUCCGGUAGAUCGUAAAUUAACGCCGUUAGUUACCACCAGAUCGUUCUGAAGUGCUUCGAUUCGAUAUUAUUAGCGUCAAUUUGAGAAAUGUUUGUUAAAAAGCUAGUCGAAAAGGCUUCGUUAAAGAAGCCUGGAGGAAAUCUAGAUGGUUUGAAGUCCGAUGAGGUAAAUCCGCGCCUUAUUUACCAUUAUGGCCCUCCAUCAGGAUGUAAUCUGCUUGCUUAUGACCCUAUUCAGAAGAUUCUUGCCAUGUCAACUAUAGAUGGCCGGAUUAAGUUAUUUGGACAAGAUAACACUCAAUUCAUAAUGGAAUCUCCUGAGGCAGUACCAAGCAAAUUUUUGCAGUUCAUUCACAACCAACCAUUUCUUAUAAACAUUAAUGCAAAAAAUCAUAUCGAGGUUUGGGACAUAGACAUGAAGUCCUUGGCCCAUGUGCAUGUAUAUAAUGAAGAAAUUACAUCGUUUACUGUCCUGCAACGUACCUUUUACAUGUACGUUGGAGACUCGUUUGGAAAUGUUUCGGUUCUGAAGUUUGACAAAGAUAUAUGUAAUAUAACACAAAUGCAAUACCGAAUUCCUUUUGCAGCAGUUCAAGGUAAUCCAACAGAGGACCUCAAUGAUGCUGCUGUUAUGUAUAUUCUGCCUCAACCAGCAGCUGAAAGUAAAAGGAUUCUUAUAAUUUAUAAAAACGGUUUUGUUACACUAUGGUCAAUUCAAGAUAGCAUACCAGUCUUUACAACAGGAGGAACGUUAAUUUACUCGCAAAAUCACGACACCAAAAAAGUGACGGCUGCAUGUUGGGCUUGUCCCUUUGGAAGCAAGGUUGUUAUUGGAUACAACAAUGGCGAAAUUCUAAUGUGGAGUGUUCCUCACUCAAUAGCCUCAAAAACCGAACUUUCAACUGACAAGGAGUUAAGUGGGACCCAAAGUGGCCCGUUAUUCAAACUGAAUCUCGGGUAUAAGUUAGAUAAAACACCAAUAGCCCGAUUAAAAUGGGCUUAUGCAGAAGGAAAAGCAAGUCGACUUUAUGUUCUUGGUGCUUCUGAUUUCGGUUCUGCAAAUUCGUUACAGGUUGUUAUAAUAAAUGAACAGACUGAAACUCGCACUACAAAACUGGGAAUCACAUCUCCUGAGCCAUGUGUUGACUUUGAGAUUGUUUCGUCGGGUAGUGAACAGAACAAACAUAAAGAUGAUAUCUUUCUCGUGGUUGGAAAAUCAGGCCAUGUUUAUUUAUACGAUGAUAUUUCGAUUGAAAAAUAUCUACUUCAGUCACAAACUAGGUCUCCACCGUCACUUCCAAAAGAGCUAAAGGUGAGGCUACCGUAUGCUGACUCAUGCAUCACUGUAGCAAAGUUCAUAACCGACAAUCCAUGCAUGAUCUCUUCUGCUGACGAGUACCAAUCGCUGUCGAAAAAGAUUCCUACAGUUUUUUCAUUUGAGGCUAAGCAAAAAGAUGGAUCUUCGUCAAGCGGUUUUAGCAGUUUCUCGAAUUUUAAGAACAUAUAUAUAACAGGACACAGCAAUGGUGCUAUAAACUUUUGGGAUGCAUCAUCUCCACUUUUGAUUCCAAUGGUAUCGUUUAAUCAACAGAGCGAAGAUGACCAGUCUUUAAGUGGUGUACCCCUGACUGCGUUAUGUUACGAUAUGGAAGCACGACUCCUCGUAUCUGGAGAUCAAAGUGGAACAGUUAGAAUUUUCAAAUUUAAGCCCGAGCCAUAUGCCACUGAGAGCAGUUUUUUGUCCUUACAAGGAAGUUCAAAGAAAGGAAGCAAUAUCAUUCAAAGCGUUAAACUCGUGAAGGUUAAUGGCGCAGUGCUUUCCGUAACAACAAGUCAUGACGCUAAACAUAUCGCUAUUGGGUCAGAUCAAGGAUACGUUUCGGUAAUUGAUACCGCGGGGCCCACUUUAUUAUACGAGAGACAUAUAGCAAGUGAACUGUCGACAGCUGUCAUCUCUCUGCAGUUUGGGAUGUGCAGUUUGCAUGGAUUUGAGAAGAGUGUUUUAGUUGUCGCCACAAAGGAUUCGUCAGCUUGGGCACUUGAAAGCGAAACGGGAAAUAUACUCAACACUGCAGCAGUCCAUCCUAAAAAACCUUCUAAAGCUUUAUUCAUCCAAUUGUUGGAUGAGCACGGGGCAUCUGGCAGAGGAUCUAAUGUAAAGGACUUAUUGCUGUUUUGCUCUGAGAAAGCCGUGUACGUGUAUUCACUUCCACAUGUGGUUCAGGGUGUGAAAAAGGUUUGCUACAAAAAGAAGUUCAACUCCUCAACUUGUUGCUGGGCUUCAACAUGUUGUUCUGAUACCGGCCUCGUGCUUGUUUUUACUAAUGGCAAAAUUGAAAUUAGAUCCUUGCCAGAAUUAUCGCUUUUGAAGGCAACAUCAAUAAGAGGCCUUGCACUGUCGACUUCAAAACCAAACUCCUUACCUGAAAGUUCAAUCUGUGCUUCACAAAAUGGUGACAUCAUCAUGGUGAAUGGUGAUCAGGAAGUUUUCAUUGCUUCAGUUUUGAUCCAUAGAGAAAUCUUCAGGCAUUUAGACUUGGCUACCCAAGUUUACAACAAGGAUCUGAUACUUCCACAAGGAAAACAGUCUGAUCUUGUUGUCCACAAAGAAAAGAAAAAGGGAAUAUUCGGUUCUAUGAUCAAAGGAAGCAAACCGAAACAUGAGCUGCUGGAAGCAGAACCAGAGUCUGCAAGAGAAAGUUUUGAAGAGCUGUCAACGUUAUUUUCGGUUGCUAACUUUCCGUUGGAGAGUGAGACCCGAGAAAACCUACCAACAGAUGAAGACGAUGUUGAACUGGAUAUAGAUGACAUUGACAUAGAUGGUCCGGAAGAGAAACCGAAAGGAAAAACCAUGAUGGCAGCACUUAACAAAAAGAAACUUACUAGUACAUUUAAUGCGUUUAAAGGUAAAUUGAAAGAGAUGAAUGUCAAAAAGGAGAAAGAGCAAGUGAAGGAAGAACCACAAGAUGAGAAAACUGGUGUAGAUCAAAUCAAGAAAAAAUAUGGAUUUAGCUCUACUAGCGAAACAACAAGUGCUGCUAAAAUGGCACAAAACAAACUGAGUGACAACAUAAGAAAACUGAAGGGAAUCAACUUAAGAACAGCGGAAAUGCAAGACAAUGCACAGACAUUCUCUUCAAUGGCGAAAGAUUUGUUGCGAACUGCUGAAAAUGAUCGCCGGGCCUCAUGAUCCUCGUGUUUUUUUAUGUUUUUAUUUUUCUUCUUUUUUAUUUUUUUUUAUAUUUAAUCUGAAGAGACUUUGGUUGAAUCGUCUUGGGAGUUGAAAGUGUACAGAGACCACAUCCUUUUUUUCUUUUUCAUUUUGGUGAUGCAUCUUCAUUGUAUUAACUGUGUGAUUAUAUAAUGCACUUUUCUCAUAUUUAUGUAUUCUGACAAA
Molecule: messenger RNA, 3524 nt
Organism: Helianthus annuus (common sunflower)
Lineage: Eukaryota; Viridiplantae; Streptophyta; Magnoliopsida; Asterales; Asteraceae
Exons: 23
Coding region: 216-3317 (1033 amino acids)
Biological process (GO): regulation of exocytosis
Cellular component (GO): cytoplasm; plasma membrane
Molecular function (GO): syntaxin binding; GTPase activator activity; myosin II binding
Source: RefSeq, a predicted model, not a curated record